Cavenderia fasciculata is the source of this 648-nucleotide messenger RNA. RefSeq lists its product as uncharacterized. NCBI's taxonomy places the organism in Eukaryota, Evosea, Eumycetozoa, Acytosteliales, Cavenderiaceae. The record is from RefSeq and is a predicted model, not a curated record. Bases 1 to 648 code for a protein of 215 amino acids. The transcript is spliced from 2 exons.
AUGUUGUGUGUUAGAAGGCCAUCAGAUAAUACGAUAAGAGAAUAUUUGCAAGAGAGAACAGAGGAAGCAUUUUCAUAUUCACCGGUACAUGGAACCAAAGAGUACGAAACUAAAGAAGAGUAUCAACAUGACUCCAAGUACAAUCAAUUCGAUAUAGAUCAAACUAGGAUCAAAUUGGGCAAUGGAAGAGAAUGCUUUGAAAAGGCAGUACAAGCACUCAAGACUUGGAAACCAUUCGAUAUUGAUUGGGUUAAUUUCUGUUUCAACGAUGUUCCUGUGGCAGUAGGAUCGACCGUUGGCAUUCUAUCAAAGCAAUUGGGAUUUUGGGUGUUGUCAUUUUGUCGAAUCGUCUAUAUCAUUGACGGUCCCGAAGAAGAUGACGAUGUUGUUCGCUAUGGAUUUGCAUACGGUACACUAUCACAACAUUUGGAGCGUGGAGAAGAAAGAUUUGUAGUUGAAUGGCGUCGAACAGCUGCCAACCCAGAAGGUGAAGUCUUUUAUGAAAUAAUGAGUUUCUCUGAACCUCAACACUGGAUGACUCAACUUGGUUAUCCUUUGGCAAGAUUCUUUCAAAAUAAGUUUGGUAUUGACUCAGGGAAUGCAAUGUUGCGAGCAGUAGGUUCUGCUCAAGCUAUUAAACAUAUAUAG